AUGAGUGACAUGUCGACAACAAAACAACUUAGUGGGGAUAUACUUUCUCCUUCAUCUCAACAUUCAGAAGUACCACUUGGUACUGCUAAAGACAUAUCAUUGUUUUUUCUUUUUACUAAUUCUUUUCUUUUAAUCGAUAGAUCAAAUUGGACACUUUCAAAUAUUCAAAAACUAAAUGUUAGUGAAUUAUAUACUCGACAACGUCAAAGUUUACGUUCAUGGACAGAAUUUUUUAAUACAAAUCAAUUUAAAGUACCUGCUAAUAUUAAAGCUGGCGGUCGUCGAAUUCUUUUAAAUGUUGAACAUUUCCAAACAAAUUAUGCUAUUGUCACUAUUCUUUUAUCAAUCUAUUGCAUAAUUACAACACCAGCUUUACUAUUUGUUUUAUUAGCAAUGGGUGCUGGUUGUUAUUUAGUUAGUUUAAAAAAUCGCGAAAGUCAAUUAGCAAUUAUGGGUCGUCAGAUUUCACUAACUCACCAGUAUUUAGCAGUGAUGUGUCUUUGUGUUCCAUUGCUUGUUAUGGUUGGUGCUGGUUCAGCAAUUUUUUGGAUUCUUGGUGCGUCAGUUGUUGUCAUAUUUCUUCAUGCCUUGUUUCAUCAAACACCAAAUCAAGAAGCAUAUGGCGUACAAAUGGAAGAAAUGGCAUCAUCAUCAGAUUAUAUUAUCGAAUUUAAAAUAGAUGUUUUCAAAACAUUAAAACUUGUUGGUAUAACAGCAAGUGUUUUAACAGCAAUUGGUGUUAGUGCCUAUUAUAUUAAUAGACAUUUACAAAGUUCAAAACGUAUUAUUCUACGAGAUGAAGUACGAAAUAUUCUUCGCCCAUUUCAAUUAACUGAAGAACAAAUUCGUCGUGUUAUGGCAAAUUUAAAUACUGAAAUGACCAAUGGAUUAAAAUGUGAUGAUGCAGCAACAAAUGAUUUAGCCAUGUUUCCAACUUAUGUACAUCAUGGACCAAGUGGGCAAGAAUCUGGAGAAUAUUUAGUUGUUGAUUUAGGUGGUUCGAAUUUUCGUGUUUCACAUGUUGUUAUUGAAGCAAGAAAUCGAAUGCGUUUAAAUAAUAAAAUAUUUCUUAUUCCACAUUCAUUAUUAUUAGGUGAAGGUGAAAAACUAUUUGAUUAUAUUGCUGAAUGUUUACAAAGAUUUAUUGAUGAUAAUAAAUUGUCAUUACAUAAAUCAACUGAUUAUAAAUUUGAUUUAGCUUUUACAUUUAGUUUUCCUUGUAAACAAACAAGUUUAAGAGAAGCUACAUUAGUAUCAUGGACAAAAGGUUUUAGUUGUACAAGUGUUGUUGGUAAUGAUGUUGUUCUUAUGUUACAACAGGCUAUUAAUCGACGAAAGGGUCUCAAAAUAGAAGUUGUUGCUUUAGUCAACGAUACAGUUGGUACAUUAAUGGCUUGUAGUUCAAUUUAUCGUGAUUGUAAAGCAGGUGUUAUACUUGGCACAGGAAUCAAUGCAUGUUAUUUUGAACAUAUUGAAAAUGUACCUAAAUGGGCAGGUCUACGAGAUAAUACAACAAAACAAAUUAUUAUUAGUACAGAAUGGGGUGCACUCGGAAAAAAUGGUUGCCUUGAUUUUAUUCGAACAGAUAUUGAUCGUGAACUUGAUGAAUCAAGUUUGACACCACAACAACAAGUUUUUGAAAAAAUGAUUUCAGCUCUUUAUCUCGGUGAAAUUGUUCGUUUAAUUAUUGUUGAUUUAGUACAACGUUCUAUUCUAUUUCCGGGUCGUAUGCAAAAAUCACCAAGUAUUCGACCUGAUUAUAAUAUAUUUCUUAUUUUAAGAGGAAGUUUCUAUGCGAAACAUGUUGCAGAUAUUGAAAGUGAUACAAACUUGUCAAUAACUGCUACAAUUCUUACUUCAAUUGGCAUUCAUGAACCAUCAUACGAUGAUUGUUAUAUUAUUCGAGAAGUAUGCAAGACAGUAUCACUUCGAGCAGCUAAAUUAGCAGCGGCAGCUAUUGCUGUUCUUAUUAAUCGUCUCAAUAUGCCUUCCGUAACAGUCGCUGUUGAUGGUACACUCUUUCGUCAUCAUCAAAAAUUCAAGAAAAAUCUUAUUCGAACUCUAGAUCGACUUGUGCCAAGAACACAUCGUUUGGUUCUUUCUGAAGAUGGUUCAUCCAAAGGUUCAGCUUUAGUAGCUGCUGUUGAUCGACGAUUAAAAACAGCAUCAGUUACAUAUGAAAAAAGUUUUCCAUCAUAA
Rotaria sp. Silwood2 is the source of this 2199-nucleotide messenger RNA. Lineage: Eukaryota; Metazoa; Rotifera; Eurotatoria; Philodinida; Philodinidae. The record is from the annotation of a GenBank genome assembly.